AGCAUUGGAUUGACAUUGUCACAUACAUGCAGUCAAAACAUCCCAGCCACAACAUUAUCUGAAACCCUGUAGAUUCCAAUAAUGUUCCUCAAAUCAUAAAUUUCAAUUACCCAUGAUGGUCAUCGCCUGAAUGGCCUGGCGGCCCGAAUUAUCGCCGGCAUCGCUGCUGAAGCUGGUGUCGUUUCUGAACUGGGGUGCUCUGUAUCUGUGGUGCUGUGCUAAAUGGCCCAAGCAGAGCCCCGAAUGGUGUUCCCGAUUGGUGACGGUACUGCACGGCAGCGUCGCAACUGCCGUGGGCAUUUAUCAGUGUGGAGUGCGCUCAAUCACGCCAUGGCGUCUAACCAUGAAAAUAACAAGCUGGCACUACGCACUGAUGGUUUGGUCGUGGGGCUACUUCGCGUUCGACCUGAUCUGGUGCCUGGUGUACUGGACGGAGAACACGCUGAUGCUUUGCCACCACACCAGCGCCCUCUACGCCAUCACCAUCUACAUGCAGAAGCAGUACACUGGCUGCACCUUCGCCUGCACCCUGGCUAUGAUGGAAGUCACGAACCCUUUCCUACAAGCACGAUGGUUUCUCAGAUACGAAGGAUAUGACACAACCAUGCUAUAUUUCCUAGUGGAGGUGACGUAUCUACUAAGUUUCCUCGCGGUGCGAGGAGUUCUCGGCACCUGGGUCAUAUACAGGAUCGUGGAAUCGGAUAUAUUCGACAUGGACGAAAAAAUCAUAUCCGUUAUCUUCUAUUUCGUCUCACUGGCGUUCAUCAGGGACAUUGUGGGCUACAUCGUCUAUAGAUACAGAAGUAGAAUCGUAAGAAGCAUUCAGAAAUUAUUUGGACGAAGUGGGCAUUUUGUUAAAUGAAGGACACUAACUAAAAUUAAAAGGAGCUUUAAUAUUGUACUAUUUACAAUAAUGUGAAAAUUUUGUAACAUUGCACAAGUUUUUGAUAAAGUUUUGUUUUCUUUCUAA
This is a messenger RNA of Ostrinia nubilalis (European corn borer), 970 nucleotides long. RefSeq names its product TLC domain-containing protein 5-like. Bases 131 to 862 code for a protein of 243 amino acids. NCBI's taxonomy places the organism in Eukaryota, Metazoa, Arthropoda, Insecta, Lepidoptera, Crambidae. The transcript has 4 exons. The record is from RefSeq and is a predicted model, not a curated record. Gene Ontology annotation, cellular component: membrane.